Molecule: messenger RNA, 1173 nt
Organism: Lodderomyces elongisporus
Lineage: Eukaryota; Fungi; Ascomycota; Pichiomycetes; Serinales; Debaryomycetaceae
Gene: TOM40
Product: Tom40p
Exons: 1
Coding region: 1-1173 (390 amino acids)
Biological process (GO): protein import into mitochondrial matrix
Cellular component (GO): mitochondrial outer membrane; mitochondrial outer membrane translocase complex
Molecular function (GO): transmembrane protein transporter activity
Source: RefSeq, a predicted model, not a curated record
AUGUCAGUUGAAACCAAGAGCGAUGCACCAUACACAGUGGCAGACUUGUCGAAAUUGUCUGUCCCAACUUUACCUAACGUUACCCCAACUCCACCAAAAUCAAACAGCUUGUGGUCGUCAAACCCAGUCUUUUCUUACUUGAACGAUGUAUAUAUCACCAUUAGUGAACACCGCAAGAACUUGGGUUUGACCAACCCAGGUACCAUCGAGAACCUCAACAAGGAAGUCAGCAGAGACGUUUUCCUCAACCAAUACUUUUUCACCGGUUUGAGAGCAGACUUAAACAAGGCAUUCUCCAUCUCACCUGCAUUCCAAACUUCCCACACCCUUUCCUUGGGCUCGCAAGUUCUUCCACCUUAUGCGUUUAGUGCUCUUUACGCUGCAGAAGAUUACUUCCUCCAGGGUAAUGUCGACAAUGACCUCAGUUUCAGUGGUAGAAUCAACUAUGGAUGGGACAAAUCCAACAUUUCAAAGGUUACUUUGCAAUUGGCACAAUCACAACCAUCAAUGGUUCAGUUGGAGCAAGACUACCAAGCCAACGACUUUUCCAUCAACUUGAAGACCCUUAACCCAAGUUUCCUCUACGGUGGAUUUUCUGGUGUUGCCGUUGCUUCACUUUUGCAAUCAAUCACUCCUAAAUUUGCUCUUGGUUUGGAAGCAAUGUACUCCAAACAACCAAUGAGUCCGCCAGAUACCGCCGUCUCAUACGUUGCACGUUACAACAAUAACGGCAAAUGGAUUGCUUCUGCACAAGUUCAGGCUCAAGGUGCUUUGAUUGCUUCAUUCUGGAGAAAAGUUAGUGAUAAAGUUGAGGCUGGUUUGGAAACCCAGGUUGCAGCCACAAUGAAACAAGUUGCCGACCCAUUGAUGGGUGUUGGUUUCGAACCAGUCAUUGAAGGUACAACCACAAUUGGUGCCAAGUACGAAUACAGAACUGCUGUUUUCAGAGGCCAAUUGGACUCAAAAGGAAAAGUUAGCGCAUUCUUGGAAAAGAGAAUCUUGCCUACUGUAAGCGUCUUGUUCAGCGGUGAAAUUGACCAAUUCAAAAACACAAGCAGAUUAGGUUUGGGUUUACAAUUUGAAGCUGCCGGUAACGAGCAAUUGAUGUUGAUGCAACAAGGUUUGGUUGAUGCCAACGGUAACCCAAUCCCAGGUGCACCUCCAGCCAUGUAA